This is a messenger RNA of Stylophora pistillata, 4080 nucleotides long. RefSeq names its product WD repeat-containing protein 36. NCBI's taxonomy places the organism in Eukaryota, Metazoa, Cnidaria, Anthozoa, Scleractinia, Pocilloporidae. Gene Ontology annotation, biological process: rRNA processing. The record is from RefSeq and is a predicted model, not a curated record. Gene Ontology annotation, cellular component: small-subunit processome; Pwp2p-containing subcomplex of 90S preribosome. Gene Ontology annotation, molecular function: protein binding.
AUGAAGCGCGUUCUUUAUCUAUGCCCAUAUAGCGACAGGAGCAAAGCACAGAAACUACUGGAUUGUCUAUCAGGUAAACUACAAAACUCAGCAGUGGUGAGAAAUAUCGCCGACAUCUUAGCAGAUGAACAUGAUUUAGGCUGGGAAAUUCGCAGGAGUGACUGUGUUGUGUUAAUCGCGUCACGCCUUGCGUCUUCUCUCAUCAAAGACAAGAAGCAAGAAAUCGAAGAUGAUUGUAUCACAUUUGACGGAAAAGUCAUACAUGAUGAGUUCACAGGAAACAAAGAAAUUAUGAACAAACUGAUUUUGGUUUUCUUCAUGGAAAGAACCGAGAAUGAUUGGGUUCCAAAUGGUCUCGAUCAAAGAAGAAUAUUCAACUUGCAAGGUGAAAAGAUUCAUGGAUGUAAUCCCGUCCUGGACCACCUUGAAUAUACCAUAAGAAGAGCAUUAGGAGAGACAAUGGUGGAUUGUGAAGGCAACAAAGCCCAGAAACUAUUGGAUUGUUUAGCUGGUAAACUACGAAACACAGCAGAAGUGAGAAAUAUCCUCGAUAUUUUAGCAGAGAAACAAGAUUUUACAUGGGCCGUUCGCAAUAGUGACUGUGUUGUGUUGAUCAGGUCACGCCUCGCUUCAUCCCUCAUUCAAAACGAGAAACAAGAAAUCGAAGAUUAUUGGGUCACCUUUGACGGAAAGGUGAUACAUGACGAGUUCACAAGAAACAAAGAACUUUUGGACAAACUGAUCACAGUUUUCUUCACAAAAAGAAACAAGAACGACUGGAUCCCAGAUGGCUUGGAUCAAAAAAGAAUAUUUGAUCUGCACAACGAAAAAAUUCACAAAGGUAAUCCUGCCGUAACCUACCUUGAAUAUAAGAGGAGUGCUUGGAGAGACAAUGGUGGAUUGGUCGCAGUGUUUGAGGGACACAAGAGUAACAUUCACUUUGUCCUCUCAUUUGGUUCAAAUUUGAUUUCUGUUGAUGAAGAAAGUACAGUGCGAAUAUGGGUUAUUGAAACAACAGAAUUGUACCUUGAGAUGAAGUUUAAUGCUGAAAACUUCCACAUCACUUGUUUGAUGCAUCCCAGUACAUAUCUAAAUAAGAUCAUAUUGUGCAGUAAGCAAGGCCAGAUGCAGCUGUGGAAUAUAAAAACAAACAAACUUAUAUAUACAUUUUCUGGAUGGUCAGAGCCUAUAACAGCUGUUGAACAAGCUCCUGCAGUUGAUGUGGUAGGUGUUGGCUUGCAGAGUGGAAAAAUAUUCCUGCAUAAUCUCAAAUUUGAUGAAACAGUUAUGAGUUUUCAUCAGGAGUGGGGUCCAGUCAUUGGUUUGACAUUCAGAACAGAUGGAAACCCUGUCAUGGCAUCUGCUAGCACAGAAGGCCACAUUGCAUUAUGGGACUUGGAAAAGCGCCGCCUCAGCAGCACAUUACGUGAUGCCCAUACAGGUUCUGUCUGUGGCAUAAGAUUUCUUUCCUCACAGCCUCUUUUGGCUACAAGUGGUCCUGAUAACUCUUUAAAGAUUUGGAUAUUUGAUCAACUAGAUGGGAGUGGUCGACUUUUGAGGUCUCGUUCAAGUCAUAGUGCUCCUCCAACAAAGAUUCGCUUCUAUGGAAAUAAUGGAUUUAACAUCCUCAGUGCAGGGCUGGAUAGAAGCUUGAGGUUUAUUUCUGUAAUAAAAGACGAACGAAGCUGUGAAUUUUCUCAAGGCUCGUUAACAAAGAAGUCCAAGAAUCGUGGAGUGCAUGUAGAAGAUUUGAAAUUAGCACCCGUCGUGGACUUCUCCUCUGAGAUUUCUCGCGAGAGUGCGUGGGACAACAUUGUCACUUGUCACCAGGGACAUAAAGAAGCCAGGACAUGGAGCUUUCAGAGAAAGUGCAUCGGAAAACAUCACCUGAAAUCGCGUGCUGGGGAAAAUGCAGGACCCAUCAUGACCACAGCUAAGAGUUCUUGUGGGAACUUUGCCAUCAUCGGAGACGCCCAUGGCUAUGUGAAUAUGUUUAACGUUCAGUCGGGAAUUCAUAGGGGAUCCCUUGGGGAACCAAAAGCGCACAAUGGUCAAGUGAGGGGCGUGGCUAUUGACAACAUCAAUCAACAAGUGAUGACUGCAGGAGCCGAUUGCAAGUUAAAGUUUUGGAAUUUUAAAGCUCGGAAUCUUCUUCAGAAAAUGACAUUUGAGUCACCAAUCACUCAGAUUUUACUACAUCGAGACAGUUCUUUGCUGGCCGUUGCUUUUGAAGACUUCGAAAUCCACGUUGUUGAUGUGGAUAUGAAAAGAGUUGUGAGAAUAUUUCAAGGUCAUACCAACAGAAUUACUGACAUGUCCUUUAGCCCAGACUGCCGUUGGUUGAUUACGUCGGCAAUGGACUCUAGCGUGAGAACCUGGAGUCUACCAGCUGCUAGGCUAAUAGACUGCUUUCUCGUGGAAUCACCUGUUACCAGUUUAGCAAUGUCACCAAUUGCAGACUUCCUCGUUACUACACAUGUGGACGACCUUGGAGUGUAUUUAUGGUGCAAUAAAACUUUGUACGAUGAAGUUUCAUUAGUUCCUCUUCCUGCCGAUUAUCAGCCGACUUUGGAACAGCUGCCUUGUACAGGAACAGAUGCAGACAAAGAAUUUGGCGACUUAAAGGAGACAACAACAAAAGGAGAAGGAGAUGCAUCUAGUGCUGCUGACACUACCGCUGGUUAUAAGAGCCCUGACCAGCUCUCUGAUGAACUUGUCACUUUGUCUCUUCUACCAAAAUCAAGAUGGCGGCAUCUCACGAGCUUGGAGCUAAUAAAGAAAAGGAAUAAACCACGGGAGCCACCCAAGGCGCCCAAAGCUGCUCCAUUCUUUCUGCCCACCACUCAGGAACUGGUGCCUAAAUUCCUUCAAACUGAAGAGGAUCAAACCGAUGAAAAGGAUGCCAACUCUAAAAUUCUGGACAUGAAACAGCUUGAACAAGAUUCGGAAUUUCAAAAGCUUUUAAAGGAGGGUUCGAGCUCUGGAAAUUAUGAACUUUUCCUUGUGCAUCUCAAGUCCAUGGGACCCUCCUCAAUCGAUGCAGAAACUCGAUCUCUUGGUCCGUCGGCGGGUGGAGACGUCAAACUUGUUGAAGCAUUCAUGUUGUUCUUAGAGCACCAGUUACAGUCCCGGCGAGACUUUGAGUUCACAGAAGGUAUCAUGGGUCUUUUUCUUAAGCUUCAUGGCCCAUUGAUUGCCGAGCAGCCCGAGCUGGGAGAGGUAACCACCCGUUUGCUUGAAGAACACAAAGCAGCAUGGUCAACCAUCCGGGACUUACUGAACCAGUGUUCGUGCCUUGUAAAUUACUUAAAAAGUGCAGUUAUAUGACUUUCAAAACGCAACAUCCAGCCGUCGGUGACUGCUAUGACACUGUGCCCAGCUGGAAGAAAUGAAGGUUUUUGUUGAUGAAAGUCACGAUGUUCACUCAAGGGGAGUCAUUUUUUCGCUAACACUCCGUUUCAUCUCCGUUUGACAAAAAUUGCAGACUGUGCAAUUACCACCGAAUGACAAUUAGCGAAGAUUUCGAACACAGUUUUGACUAACGGCAGCCGCUGUGCAUUGCAUGGGCUAACCAAGCGGCAAACCCGUUGAACUGUUUGCGCUAAAAUACCUUUGCUUCCAUUUUCAAUGAACCACCAUUUUGAUAUUUAUUCGUAAGAAACUUUAGAGAGUAUUAUGUUGGGGACCAGUCACCUGACGGGGGAUCGGAGGUUUUUUUAAGGGGGGGAUUAUGGUUUUCAGGUGGAACGAAGGGGGAGGGGAUCUGUUGUCGCUAACAUAGGGGGGACCAAAGAAAAUUGAAUGCCAAUAAGGGGGGAUCGUUGGAGUACUACAGAGCCUUGGGAAGGGAGGGGGUGUAUCAGGUAAAUUUUAUUGUGCCAUGACCCAAAUCUUCUGAACCCUUGCCCCUCCGGGGAUAAUUAAUGGCCAGACCCUUGCUAAUAAUUAAAUUUACAAAUGAAUGAAUAAACAUGCAAGAAUACUGAUAGAAAAGUUUCAUUAUGAGAACAAUAGGCGGUAAUUACUCUAAAUAGCUUAAGUAUCGCUGUUAUACUCCUUGCCCGGGAAAUAAAAGUUAUA